Molecule: messenger RNA, 654 nt
Organism: Cornus florida
Lineage: Eukaryota; Viridiplantae; Streptophyta; Magnoliopsida; Cornales; Cornaceae
Product: G-type lectin S-receptor-like serine/threonine-protein kinase CES101
Exons: 2
Coding region: 1-654 (217 amino acids)
Source: RefSeq, a predicted model, not a curated record
AUGUUGCUGCUAGUUUGUGCAUUCUUAUGCUUCUGGGGAUUUGAUUCCUCCCUCGUAGCAGGAGAAAGCACAAUCCAACACGGCGAUGAACUCAACUCAUCUGGUAGUCUUCUUGUUUCUGAAAGUAGGUACUUCACCUUAGGAUUCUUCAACACCACCAUGACAGCUUCCAGUUAUUUAGGAAUAUGGUACACCUAUGGGGACAAGAUAAGGAUAGUAUGGGUUGCCAAUCCUAACACACCAAUUUUGAACAAUUUUGGAGUUCUGACUAUUGAUAGCAAGGGAAGGUUAAAGCUUAUGAGUGGAGGGAGUACUCUUGUGAAUGUUUCUGAUCAAGUGGGGACCGGAAAUGUUAGUGCCACACUAGAAGAUUCAGGUAACUUUGUGGUGAUGGAUGAAACUGAAAACAGGAUUUUGUGGCAGAGCUUUGAUCAUCCUGGCAGCACGCUAUUGCAAGCUAGUGAUGGGUACUACUUCACUUUUUCUGUUGGUGACGAAAGGAUGUUGUGGAACCUGAUUCCAGAUGGGCGAAUUGUUGAUGGUAGUGCUUUUGUCCUUACCCCACAUGAGUUUUGUCAUGGUUAUCAAUCAGACGAUGGUUGUGUGAACACUACAGUGCCUGAGUGCAGGAGCCAUGGUGAUACAUUUCAGUAA